Molecule: messenger RNA, 2520 nt
Organism: Aspergillus ruber CBS 135680
Lineage: Eukaryota; Fungi; Ascomycota; Eurotiomycetes; Eurotiales; Aspergillaceae
Exons: 2
Coding region: 1-2520 (839 amino acids)
Source: RefSeq, a predicted model, not a curated record
AUGGGUAAUCCGGGCUCCGGUUCCGGGCUAGGGAAAGCUCCAGAGCGAAAGGGAUCUGUCCAACGCGCGAGGCAAAUGUUGGAAGCGGGUAAACGUCCAAGAGCGCAGGAACCCGAACCAGGCAAGGACCGACGCGAUGUACGCUCGGUUGGUUCGAAAGCCUCGCAUAUGACACAAUGGCCCUUGCCGGAUAAUAAUACAAUGCCUGGAAACUUCCUUGAUCCCCAAGCCAGUCUUGUUCCGAGAGGACCCCCACCGCGCCGUCCGCCUCGUCCAGACGCACCGUCACCGUCCAUAUAUUCAGAAAGAAGCGCUCCAGGAUCCGCACCCAGUCCACUUCAUUUCAGACAGCCUCGUCAAUCAUUCUCACAGCCUUUGCCGUAUCAAAACCCUAACCGAAUUCCACCCCGGGAUACGCCGUCACCAUCAGGACAGAGUACUCCCCGCGUAUCUAUUUUCAACGAGGAUCUCUCAGAUAUUGCUUCGGUCUCUUCCAUUCCCGAUUAUCCUCCUCCCCCGAAACAAGGCAGGACUGCCGGUCUGGUGCCGGCCCCACCAAACACGUUUCGAAAUACUUUUGGUCGCAGAUCAUCCGUGUCUCCAAUCCCGGAGGAGCUUACGAACAGUCCAUCGAACGUGGACGACUCGUAUGCCUCGAGUAGGGCCGUGCCUUCUGACUACGGUUCUCCAACUCGCGAGUCCGAAAUUCUUGGAACGUAUCUAGAUGACGAGUCUGAUGAUUGCCAGGAAGCUAAAAAACCCGUCGAAGAGAAUGGUGAAGGGCUAGUGAGGAGUGCGAGCGUCGGUACAAGAGGUAAACCGUCCCUUCGCGUGAUCCGAAAACCCAGUGCAGAGUCUCCUGCGCCUCCAGGUGGUCAGCUUAAAGCACUUGAAGCAAAUAAUAUCGGACGAGCCCUAUCUGGAACGCCUGCGGAUGAAGAGUUGAGAGCACCAGUUCCCAGUCCAAAGGAAUCGUGCUCUAGCCUAUCGGAUCGCUCCUACGAAUUCGACCUCGAAAAAGGAGCAUUCGUCUUGGAUAUCGGCCAGCCACAUCCCGCGUUUCAACACGACCCGGAAAAUCAAACGGGAUUACCCAGAGCUGUGCCCACAAUGAGCGACAAAAGGCCAGGCGCUCGUAGGCCUCCGCGUCUGGACAUGGAUGCUGUUCGCGAUGCCCAGGCUCGGGGCAGUCUAACAAGCUUGCCUGAUUUGAUUCGGCGGGCAACCAAACUCGCAACUCAUUUAGAUCAUGGGAGAACGGAAAGUAGGAGUGAUAACUUGAGUAGCAGCAACGAUUCCCGGAGUCUACCAUGGAACCGUCAACGCAACUCUGGCUCUCUGCAGGAUACUCUAGAAAAUUUCCCUCCUCCUCCACGACGAAACACACAGGGAUAUUCAUCUUGGCCCAUGUUCUUGAGACGGUCAACAUUGCACAACAUAGAGACUCUAAACUCGCAAUCUGACCACGGCGAAACCGAGGAGAAACCAGCAAAAAAAUCACGUCGCUGCUGCGGAAUGCCCCUCUGGCUAUUCAUCCUAAUCUGCGUCGCAGUCAUCAUUAUCAUAACCCUCGCCGUCCUCCUCCCUGUCUUCCUCGUCGCAGUACCCAAUGAAAAAGUGAGUAAGGAAUCAACAUGUGAAACAUCUCACCCCUGCAAAAACGGCGGUGUUAGCGUCUCCAAUGGGCCAGUUUGUUCUUGCGUCUGUACAAACGGGUAUACGGGGUCUCAGUGUACUAUCGCGGGUGACAGUAGCUGUACCACGACUGAUAUCGACGGAGGUUCGACGUCAAAUACCGCGACGAUGGGCAGUGAUUUGCCGCAGUUAUUCCAGGACUCCCAAGAAACAUUCAAUAUUCGCCUUGAUCCGGUUACCAUUAUGGCUCUUUUCAGCAAGAAUAAUGUCUCAUGCACGACGCAAAAUGAGCUCGUAUCGAUCAGUGAUAUUUCGGUUUCGAGCAAGGCUCGUCGGUUCCUCCCUAUGCAAUUGGAUGACCUACCAUCACAAACACUCGCUGCUCGAGACACUGUCGCGACAAUGAACGGUAUCGUCUUCGACGACUCCUCUCCAACAGCCGAGUCCUUACCCACUGCUACUGAUAUAAGCACCGCGUCGCCACCGCCCCACGAGACGUCAACAACAACAACAUCAUCAUCAUUAUCUGAAACAUCAACCACCUCAUCACCAACAAAUACAGUAUCAACUACCAACCCAACUACCUCUUCUGCAUCCACAUCCACAUCAGCAGCAACGUCCACAGCCACAGCGACCAGCGUGCCACGGAAAGCCCUCACAUUCUCCCAAGUCGCAAUCCUCUACAUCUUCGAGAUGACAGGCACGCUUAACGCAGCGAUCCAAUCAGAAGAAGACAUCCGACACUAUCUGAAUAGUACAUACUUGACGUCAGGUGGUGGGAACUAUGCUGUGGAUCUGAGCAGAUCAGGGAUGCAGGCCAAUUUUGCAUUGGAUUUUGAUGAGUGGACAAUUACGAUGGGGAAUGGGACGAAGGCUGGUAGUUAA